AUGACUGAUCCCCAUGCCCCCCACGACACUGAGCCCCUCGCUGCUAUCUUCCCAAGGCGAAGCUUCGGCAACGAAGAAGUCAGGGCUGCCGUCCAGGUCUCCCUCCCCCAGAUAGCCAAGCUCUUUCACCUCAAGCAGUCCGAGGCUGCCGACAUCCUCGGCAUCUCCCUGACAGCUCUCAAGAACACCUGCCGCAAGCUCGGCGUCAAGAAGUGGCCCUACGCCCGCAAGAGGUCGCUGUGCGAUCUGGAGAAGCUGCAGGAGGAGUUCUUCAUGGAGCUGGAAGGGAAGGCGAGAGAACGGGAUGGGAGGGGCUCAGCAACGUCUCAGUCGCAGUCAGAGGAUGGGAGGACGUCGAGCUCAGGGACGGGGGGGUACGAGAGCGAGGACUGGGAGAAGGCUUAUGGGCCGGAUCUGAUCGCGUUCGGUGGCACUACAAGUUCCGUGAUGAAACAGCGGCUUCUGGAGACUCUGGCUGAGCUGUUCCGCAGUCCAACCAGGGACUCAGUGCUGCACUCGUUGACGGGGAUGCAAUCAUGCCUUGGAUUGAAUGAGAUUUUUGUGGUGGAAGCGUUGGAGUUGAGAUGGCUGAUGUCGGGAAGGGAAGAGGAGGAGCUCAUGAAACACAGCAAGGAGCUGCUGUCCGGGGACAAGCUAUCCCUUCUUGCGAACAGGCAGAAGCGUUCAGCCCAGGACCCCUCCGACGUUCACGGGGGAGGGAGCGGGAAACACGACGACAUGUUGAGCAAGCUCCAGACUCUGUCGAACAAGCAUGGAGGGAGCAGCGCCAGACAUUCCUUUCAGUCCCUGGACGAGCACGACAGGCUGUCUGUCAAGAGCGAUGACACCGAAGACGGUCUCGAGGACAGCGAGGGUCGCAGGAGCAGGCCUUACACUCAGGACUACCUUGACGUGACCAGCCUCAGCUCUGCCUCGCGGCGAUCUGCUGCCCCGCACAUCUUCAACAUCUACGAGCAGAUCUUCAUCGAUGGGACUGACGCAGCGCAGAAGCGCUUCCACGUGCCGGAGCUUCCCGAAGAGGUGAAGGAGACGAGUGGAGGAUGUGGGGCAGGGCUGAGGCGAUGGGGGGCGGGGAUGGAAUACAAGGAUGCUGGAGUCCAGUCGUCGAUGAGGCCAACGAAGUACGACUUCGAGGCUGAGCUUGGGAUCGUUGGGACCAGAGUAGAAGCAACGCUGUACAUAGCAGAGUCUUGGGAUCAUCUCACGGCGGGGAAAGGAGACAAGAGCAUGAUAGAGAAGCAGGUCGUGGCGGAUCUUGCCGUCUCCUUAAGGACAGACAAGUCGAGGCUUCGAGUCGCCGAUGUCAGGCCCUCCAAGGACAAGAAAGGCGUCGAAGUCUCCAUCCUCAUCAUGCCCAGCGUGGAGGAGGACGAGCACGACGCUGUACAGAUCGGAGAGCGUCUACAGCAGGAGUCUCAAGCUCCAAACAGCAUCUUGCGCUCCAUGAAUUCAACGCGUCGACUGGUCCGAGUGAGCACCAGGGAGAUCAAGGCUGCUGGGAGUGCGGGGGCGGAGUCGAUUGCAGGAGGAUACCCGUCGCUGCUGCGGUCGGGGGUUGUGAUGGACGACAGGAGCGUACGACCCUCCUUGUCGGCUGUGCAUGGCCAAGUGCCGACGGAGCUGAGGGUGGGGAACGACAAGUACGCGUCUAAGGAGUAUCUGGAUUGGCAGCAGCGGGAGCGGGAGGAGGUGCAGCAGAUCCAGCAGGCGCGGACAGCACAGGACGGUUUCUGGGUCGACGUGGAGGCAGGAAACCAGCAGGAAAAGAGACAAACUUACGGAACUUUCCGCCAGAAGGGCGAAGGGAGGAAGCUCCCCCCCUGGGUUUGGCAACUGCUCUCCCUCGCUGCCGUCAUCGUCCUCUGCAUGAUCCUCUGCGCCAUCUACGUUCGGUUUUUCCAGCACCGGGAGGGACGAUAA
This is a messenger RNA of Guillardia theta CCMP2712, 1941 nucleotides long. RefSeq lists its product as hypothetical. The record is from RefSeq and is a predicted model, not a curated record. Lineage: Eukaryota; Cryptophyceae; Pyrenomonadales; Geminigeraceae. Gene Ontology annotation, molecular function: DNA-binding transcription factor activity. The transcript is spliced from 17 exons. Bases 1 to 1941 code for a protein of 646 amino acids.